AUGAUUCGCUUUGGAGGAAAUGCUACUGCUGAACGAGGAGGUGGAGGAGGUGUUGAAGGUGGCGGAAGAUGGGACGAUGAUGAAGGAAGACCAGGAGGAGGAGGAAAGAGAGUGGCAGCAUUUUCUCUGAGUCUUUGCGUGUUUUCCCUAUCUCCCGCGUCCUACGCUUUGUCGUGCACUCGGGACCAGGCUCGUCUUUCGCGGUCGGUGGCAAUGAAGGGAGGGUUUGGUGGAAGGGGAUGUCAGCCCAGAUCUGGAGGGGUUACUGAUCGCUUGGGCCUUGGCUAUGAGUUUGGGAUUGAUUGGUGGUGA
Messenger RNA from Cadophora gregata, 312 nucleotides. RefSeq lists its product as uncharacterized. NCBI's taxonomy places the organism in Eukaryota, Fungi, Ascomycota, Leotiomycetes, Helotiales, Ploettnerulaceae. Bases 1 to 312 code for a protein of 103 amino acids. The record is from RefSeq and is a predicted model, not a curated record. The transcript has a single exon.